Bactrocera latifrons is the source of this 649-nucleotide messenger RNA. Its product is annotated as general odorant-binding protein 83a-like. Bases 49 to 495 code for a protein of 148 amino acids. Gene Ontology annotation, biological process: sensory perception of smell. Gene Ontology annotation, molecular function: odorant binding. The transcript is spliced from 4 exons. NCBI's taxonomy places the organism in Eukaryota, Metazoa, Arthropoda, Insecta, Diptera, Tephritidae. The record is from RefSeq and is a predicted model, not a curated record.
UGUUGCGAGUGAACAUUAUUUUUAUUCAUUAGAGCUUAAGUAGGCAAAAUGCACUCCCGAAAGACUCUCCUGGGCACAUUGCUGUGGAUAGGUUUUCUGUUGAACCUUAUUUGGGCGCAAAAGGAGUUGAGACGUGAUGAAACCUAUCCACCCCCGGAGCUGCUGAAGGAACUACGGCCUGUUCACGAUUCUUGCGUUGCCAAGACGGGAGUGACAGAAGAGGCCAUAAAGGAGUUCAGCGAUGGGGAUGUACACGAGGAUGAGCUGUUGAAGUGUUACAUGUAUUGUGUGUUUGAAGAAACGGAUGUCUUGCAUGAGGACGGUGAAGUGCAUUUGGAGAAGAUACUGGACAAAUUACCGGAAUCCAUGCAUGUCAUAGCUUUGCAUAUGGGCAAGAAGUGUUUGUAUCCCAAGGGCGAUAAUAAGUGUGAACGCGCCUUUUGGUUGCAUCGCUGCUGGAAGGAAGCGGAUCCAAAGCAUUAUUUCUUGAUCUAAAUAUGAAUCACUUUUGGUAUGAAACCCUGCUCUGUUUAAGGACACUCGUUGCAUUUAUCUAAAGUGUUUAUGCGCGUCCCUAUUUUGGUAUACAGAAGCAAUAGACAUUUUAUAGUAGAUUUUUGGUUUUUAUUGAUUUCGAAAUAUAGCGUUG